AUGUCUACCACACUCGUUACCAGUCGAACACGACAAUCGACUACUACGCCCACUUCAACGCGAAGAAGUUUUGCUACAUCUAGCACCAUCUCAACACCAAGACCAGGACCAUCCACAUCCAUAUCCACCACAUCCACCACAUUCACUACACCUACACCGUCUUCAUCGCCAACAAGC
Molecule: messenger RNA, 177 nt
Organism: Bipolaris oryzae ATCC 44560
Lineage: Eukaryota; Fungi; Ascomycota; Dothideomycetes; Pleosporales; Pleosporaceae
Exons: 1
Source: RefSeq, a predicted model, not a curated record